AUGCCGCGCUCCUUCCUGGUGAAAACGCACUCCAGCCACAGGGUCUCCAACUACAGGCAGCUGGAGACGCAGAGAGAAAUUAAUGGCGCCUGUUCUGCCUGCAGGGGGCUGGCGGUGCCCCUCCUCCUCCCAGACAAGGCGGCCUCUUCCACCCCUGGUGACCCUCCCCUGCCGUGGGACCGCACCUCUGCCGUCUGCCCCAUCUCCCUGCCCCUUCCGCGUACUGAGGAAGCUCGGGGGGCCUCCGGGCCAGACCCCCUGGAAGGCAGCCGGGCGGACCUCUGGACCGGCCGGGCCCCCAGCGAGCCCCUCAAAGACAGCCUGAACCACCUCAACCUGCCCCCGCUGCGGGUUCCGCCCACGCGGUGGCCCCCGAUCGCGGGCCCGGACGGGGGCCAGGCUCCAGACAGACUCCAGGCGGCCCCGGGGGGCCUCGGGCGCCCGCACUGCCACAAGCCCUGCCACCUGCGGGCGCCCCGCUGCUUCACCUGCAGGUUCUGUGACAAGGAGUACGCCAGCCUGGGCGCCCUCAAGAUGCACAUCCGCACGCACACGCUGCCCUGCCUCUGCUCUGUGUGCGGCAAGGCCUUCUCCAGGCCCUGGCUGCUGCAGGGCCACAUCCGGACCCACACAGGUGAGAAGCCGUACACCUGCUCACACUGCGGCAGGGCCUUCGCCGACCGCUCCAAUCUCCGGGCCCACCUGCAGACACACUCGGACACCAAGAAAUACCAGUGCAACAGCUGCGCCAGGACCUUUUCCCGCAUGUCGCUCCUGGCGCGGCACGAGGAGUCUGGCUGCCGCCGCGGCCCCUGA
Prionailurus viverrinus (fishing cat) is the source of this 816-nucleotide messenger RNA. RefSeq names its product snail family transcriptional repressor 3 (gene SNAI3). Bases 1 to 816 code for a protein of 271 amino acids. The transcript has 3 exons. Gene Ontology annotation, molecular function: DNA-binding transcription factor activity, RNA polymerase II-specific; RNA polymerase II cis-regulatory region sequence-specific DNA binding. The record is from RefSeq and is a predicted model, not a curated record. Gene Ontology annotation, biological process: regulation of DNA-templated transcription. Lineage: Eukaryota; Metazoa; Chordata; Mammalia; Carnivora; Felidae.